Molecule: messenger RNA, 141 nt
Organism: Acanthoscelides obtectus
Lineage: Eukaryota; Metazoa; Arthropoda; Insecta; Coleoptera; Chrysomelidae
Source: the annotation of a GenBank genome assembly
AUGUUUCGGAGAGCUGUAGCCUAUGAAGAUCGCAUCACAACAUUCCUCCUAACCAGCAUAGGGAUAUAUAGGCGUUCCAACAGUUAGAAAAAUAUAUAUUUUUAAUGGGCAAUCAUAUUUGAAUGUAUCAUUCUAGCUUCC